This is a messenger RNA of Acanthamoeba castellanii str. Neff, 2037 nucleotides long. RefSeq lists its product as uncharacterized. Lineage: Eukaryota; Discosea; Longamoebia; Acanthamoebidae. The record is from RefSeq and is a predicted model, not a curated record. The coding region runs from base 1 to 2037 and encodes 678 amino acids. The transcript is spliced from 6 exons.
AUGGAUCCACCACCAACGCCGCCGCAGCCCCAACGGAGCGAAACCGACAUCGCGGAGGCGCGUGUGGCGGGGCUGGAGGGGCUGGUUGGCUCCCUGGCCCGACUGCUGGGCGAUGCACGACAGGAGCUGGCGCUUGCCGGACUCACGCCCGCCUCCCGUGCUGGACAACGGAAGGGCCUGCGCAACAAAUCAAGUCCUCGCUCCUCAUCUCCAUCCCCAUCUUCGUCAUCUACACCUUCGUGUUCCUCAUCAUCUUCGAGUAAACCUGUCGACAUAGAUGAAGACAACAAUAAUGAGGAACACAAACAAGCGGGCGAAAAGAUGAGAGAAAAAGCCAAAGAAAAAACUUCAUCAUCUUCGUCUUCGUCGUCGUCGGCCCCCCACCGGGCCAACAACAAGCGCGAGCCGGCCAGGCGCAAGGAGGAGGAGAUCGAGAGCGCCGUCCGGGCGUGGGCCGACUCAGCGGCCGCGCCGUCAGCGUCGAUGAUGCCCACCGCCGGCGGAUCGCCGGUGCUGUCGCCCCGAGGCGGGCGGCGGCGGAAGGAGCAGCAGGCGGCGGCGCAGCAGCUUUCGUCGAAGGCCGAGGCGGUUGCGACGUCGUCGCCGCAGGACCACAAGCGGCUCGCCGACCUCGGCCGAAUCCGCAAUCGCGCCAACGCCGUCGCCGUGCCCGAGGGCACCACCAUGCCGCCGCUCCCGCCGCACAGCUCUCAUCAUCACCAUCACCAGGAAUUGAAAGAAUCCGACCGCGCGAUCACCGCGCCUGCCUCGCAUUCCACCUCUGGCAAGGCAACGAUUGUCGAAGCGCUGCGGCGUCACGAAGAAGAGAGGGCGCGCCAGAUGGAGGCCUUCGUUGCGGCCAUGGAGCGGACCUACAUCGACGAGCGGGAGCGACGCGAGCGCGACCUGGAGGAGCUGAAGCUGGCCGACCUCGAGCGCGAGUUCGCUGACAUGCGCGCGCGGCUGCGCGAGGCGAUCGGCUGCAAUGCGCGGCACGCCGGCGAGCUGGCCGAGCGCGAGCGGCGGAUCGGGAAGCUGCAGGCCCAGAUCCGACUCGCCAAGCGACGCGUGGCCGCGCUCGAGCGCGACGCACGUGACACCGUCGCCCGCCAGCAGCGCAGCGGCAGCGCGGCCUCGAGCGACACCAGCUCCGGAGCAGCCCAACAGCAAUGGCACGCGUCGAUCGGGCGAGCGCGACAGCGCCGGACGCGGAGCAUCGACGCCACCGGGACAUGGCGGCCGCCGGUAUGGAAGUUCGGCAGCGGCGGCGUCGCGCCCGGGCGCAACAAGACCGGUUCGCUCGACGACGUCACUGACGAUGGCGACGAUGAUGAUGACGAUGAUGAUUAUGACGACGACGAUGACGAAAGCGAUGACGUGGUCUUGUCGAUGAACCGCAGCGACCUCCACACAUCUUCAUCGAGCUCCACCGCCCCCACCUACACGGGCGUGUUCUUCCCGUCACGACGGGAGCGCACCGAUAGUACGGUGCUCUCGUCGCAGGUGAGCGGCGACCGCUUCAUGGCGUCGGCCGCGCGGCAGACGUCGCUCGUCAUGCCCUUCACGGCCCCGGGCGCCGCUCGGCUCGCUCUCUCGCGUGAGACCUCGCCCCGGCCCUCUGUCGACUCGGACCUGAGCGAUCUGGAACGAAGAAGGAGUCAUAGCUUCGGCCAUGGCACGGAUGGAGGGCAGCACUCGGCGCCCGUCACGCCGUCGUCGCCUUUCCCCCCGGAGCUACCCAGGUCGCGGCCCCAGGUUCGAAUCAAGGAGAAGAACAGCAAGGCCUUCGCCGUGCUGGGCGUCGACCCCACGCAGGCCAAGCUCAUGUCUGUCCUGGGCAUCGACAUGCCCAUGAUGGAGAUCAACAAAACAAACGAACCGAACGACGUGCAGGACGCGAAGAAGGCGAAGAAGAUCAAGGACGACGACGCGUACAUUGCGCCAUCGUGGGACCUGCGCGGGUCCGUGUCGGCCCAGCAGAAGAAGAAUCGUCUCAUCUCCCGCGUGUCCCACAAGGUGCGCGGCGUGCGGGACUGA